AUGGGAGGUUUCACCGGGAAAAUGACAUAUCUUAUGAGGAACUUCUUGAUGAACUUCUGCAAGCUAAUUUGUUUGGCGAUAACCUUACCUCUCCAACUAAUGGAGUUUUUGGGCUUAUAUGGCAUGUACAAGCGUUUGUUUCCGCUUCUUGCUUACAAUAUCACUUUUUCAUACAAUGACAAAAUGCACGAAAACAAGAGGAACCUUUUCCGAGACUUGUGUAAAUUCUGCAACACGGAUGGUACACUUCGACUUCUGGAGAUUGGCUGCGGUAGUGGGGCCAACUUCAAAUACUACCCAUACGGUUGCACGGUCAUUUGCACAGACCCCAACCCUUACUUUGAGAAGUACCUGCAGAUGAGUAUGACAGCAAGCGACCACCUGACCUAUGAAAGCUUUGUGGUUGCCUCAGGAGAGGACCUGACGACAGUGCACGAUGAGACAGUGGAUGUUGUUGUCUGCACGCUUGUGCUGUGUUCUGUCAACAAUGUGCCACAGGUACUGGAAGAGGCAAGACGGAUACUCCGAAAAGGUGGUGCUCUGUACUUUCUGGAGCAUGUAGAGUCAGACCCCUCCUCUUGGAUAUACUUCUUCCAGCACAUGCUCCAGCCCAUGUGGUACUACCUGGGGGACGGCUGCAUGGUUACCAGGGCAACGUGGAGAGAUCUGGAGGCUGCUGGGUUCUCAGAGAUCCAGCUCCGACACAUUGAGGCUCCGCGGGUCACUUUCAUGAUCAAACCACACAUUCUUGGAUAUGCCAUCAAGUAAACGUUUCAUUCAACUGUUAAAGUCAAACUGUAUUUUUUUAAAUCUACAUAUUUUAUACUUUGACUAACUUUUCUAAAAAGAUUUGAGCAAUAUUAAGCAACUGUGAAUUAAAGUCACUUCCUGCUAUUCACACCUUAUUUGCCAUUUAGUUUAUGAAUUAAUGAAAUUGACUAUGUUGCAGUAACAGAGUAGCUAUAACUGUAUACUACUACUCUCUACUCAGCCCACUUCGACCUUGGUGGCUUGAGGUCCCCAGUGGAGAUUAGCUGUUGAUUGUGUUUUUUAUAGUGUUCUCUGUGGGAAGGUCUUGUCUUCUAUAGCCAGUAGAAGCGCUCUAUUCUACUCUUUGUUUAUGUACAGCUCUUCACUCCAAUGUGAGGCCUCUGUCGAGAAUAGCAUUUACACCAAUACAGUCAUUAAUUUCGCAGGU
Messenger RNA from Oncorhynchus gorbuscha (pink salmon), 1198 nucleotides. RefSeq names its product methyltransferase-like protein 7A. The transcript is spliced from 2 exons. The coding region runs from base 1 to 768 and encodes 255 amino acids. NCBI's taxonomy places the organism in Eukaryota, Metazoa, Chordata, Actinopteri, Salmoniformes, Salmonidae. Gene Ontology annotation, molecular function: S-adenosylmethionine-dependent methyltransferase activity. The record is from RefSeq and is a predicted model, not a curated record.